UGUGCUCCCACCACCACCACCGAACCUACAGGUUUCUUAAGUCUCUCUCUCUGGUCGGUCAGGGGCAAAAUCGGAAAUCCCAAAAUUCUUAUAAAACGUAACAUUGCUUCUUCGUCUUGCUUCCAAUAUAUACAUUACAUCCUCACAACACCAUUUCCACUCGCUAAUUUGUGUCUGAAGGGAAAAAAAAAUUUCGUCAGCUGUGUAAAAAAUCUCCAGCAGAGAAAAUGGUGAAGAUUUGUUGUAUUGGAGCUGGGUAUGUUGGUGGACCGACAAUGGCAGUGAUUGCACUGAAAUGUCCAGACAUUGAAGUAGCUGUUGUGGAUAUCUCCGUGCCGCGUAUCAACGCUUGGAACAGUGACCAGCUUCCGAUUUACGAGCCUGGUCUCGACGAUGUUGUGAAGCAGUGCCGUGGCAAGAACCUCUUCUUCAGCACUGAUGUUGAGAAACAUGUCAGGGAAGCUGAUAUUGUGUUUGUUUCUGUUAACACACCCACUAAAACCAGAGGUCUUGGUGCUGGUAAAGCCGCUGAUCUUACCUACUGGGAGAGCGCUGCGCGUAUGAUCGCUGAUGUUUCGGUGUCUGAUAAGAUUGUGGUUGAGAAGUCGACUGUUCCUGUUAAAACAGCUGAAGCUAUUGAGAAGAUUUUGACACAUAACAGCAAAGGGAUCAAGUUUCAGAUUCUUUCGAACCCGGAGUUUUUGGCUGAAGGAACCGCGAUUAAGGAUCUUUUUAACCCUGACCGUGUUCUCAUCGGAGGACGGGAAACUCCAGAAGGGUUUAAAGCGGUUCAGACGCUCAAGGAUGUGUAUGCACAUUGGGUUCCUGAAGGCCAAAUCAUAACUACUAAUCUUUGGUCUGCUGAGCUUUCAAAGCUUGCGGCAAACGCUUUCUUGGCUCAACGGAUUUCAUCUGUCAAUGCUAUGUCUGCUCUAUGUGAAGCCACUGGUGCUGAUGUCACGCAAGUGUCUUACGCGGUUGGUACUGACUCGAGGAUCGGUCCCAAGUUUUUGAACUCGAGUGUUGGAUUCGGGGGUUCGUGUUUCCAGAAGGACAUUUUGAAUCUUGUCUAUAUCUGUGAGUGCAAUGGACUCCCUGAAGUGGCGGAGUACUGGAAGCAAGUCAUCAAGAUCAAUGACUACCAGAAGAGCAGGUUCGUGAACCGUGUUGUUUCCUCCAUGUUCAACUCUGUAUCGAACAAGAAGAUUGCGGUUCUUGGUUUUGCGUUCAAGAAAGAUACUGGUGACACGAGGGAGACUCCAGCCAUCGAUGUGUGCAAGGGUCUUUUAGAAGACAAAGCAAGGUUAAGCAUCUACGACCCGCAGGUGACUGAGGAGCAGAUCCAGAGGGAUUUAUCCAUGAACAAGUUUGACUGGGACCAUCCUCUUCAUUUGCAGCCAAUGAGCCCAACCACAGUGAAACAAGUGAGCGUUACUUGGGACGCAUACGAGGCAACCAAAGACGCUCACGGUAUCUGCAUUAUGACCGAGUGGGAUGAGUUCAAGAACUUGGAUUUCCAGAAGAUCUUUGACAACAUGCAGAAACCGGCUUUCGUGUUCGAUGGAAGGAACAUUAUGAAUCUACAAAAGCUUAGGGAGAUUGGUUUCAUUGUUUACUCCAUCGGUAAGCCCUUAGACGCAUGGCUCAAGGACAUGCCUGCCGUUGCCUAAGUAAGAGGAAAGGGAAAGUCCAUUGCUGAUUCUUUUUACCUUAUAUUUCAUCAUUUGUGCUUUUUGUUUGUGAUAAUUGUUGAGUCUUUAAGACUUGUUACAUUUUCUUACUAUCUGUUUGUUAUGUAAGCUCUCUUAUUACCCAUUCUUCUGGUGUGUUUCUUUUCCAUUGGUAUAAUUUUUGGUCGGAGAGGACUUGUAUUCGACGAUGUCGUUUCAAUUUUGUUCUUAUUGGAGUAAAUGUGUUUGUAGUUAA
Messenger RNA from Camelina sativa (false flax), 1926 nucleotides. Its product is annotated as UDP-glucose 6-dehydrogenase 2. Gene Ontology annotation, molecular function: NAD binding; UDP-glucose 6-dehydrogenase activity. Gene Ontology annotation, cellular component: nucleus. The record is from RefSeq and is a predicted model, not a curated record. Gene Ontology annotation, biological process: glycosaminoglycan biosynthetic process. NCBI's taxonomy places the organism in Eukaryota, Viridiplantae, Streptophyta, Magnoliopsida, Brassicales, Brassicaceae.